UUUGCGUUGAUCCAGACGGACGGACAUGGCUUUUUGAACUCGUCUCGUUUAUGCGUUGCACUCUUCUGACCUAAAUCAUUGCAAGGGUAUAAAAGGGGACAGAUAAGAAAUCGUUGAAUCUUUAUCGUUAUUAUUUUUAUUUUUGUUUAUUUUUAAUAACAUUUAACUCUCAAUGACUCUGAAAGUACACACUUUUCUUCUUUCGACCUUUGGCUGGUCACCCGAUAAUCGACGUCACUUGUCGGGCUUUCAAUUUGCAGACUAGUGUUAUUACGCCUCGCUGAUACAUAUUUUAAUAAUGAGAUAAGAUUUUCAAAGUCUGUGAUGAAAGAUUUACACUUCAAAUGAUAGCUUUGACAUUAUAUUGUUUGUGGGUUUUAAUGAUUUCUGAUUCAUACAGAUCGUGCUUCUAUAUAAUGAAGCACCUUCCAAAUCUACAAUUGUUUUGUUCUCCCUCCGAUAAUGCAAUACUGUAAGGCAAUUACAUCAAAAAUAGAAUGGAAUGUAUGUAUAUUAUAGAGUUCAAAGCAAUUCAUUUUACAGCCAUUUUACCCUAGAAGACUUCUAUAGGGAUGCUUGACUGUAUUUGUAAUCCCAACAAUUGCUGAUAAAACUAGAUCAAAAGUAAUCAGCAUUAUUAUUCGAAUUUUUCCCGGUGUACAGAUUAAGUAGAUUUAAUUUUAAAUAUCUUAGAUAUCACAUUUUAAUACGUUUCAUUUGCAGGCAUAUUUCAUAUUUAAAGAAUCAUGGUCACAUUUCGUUUUUGCACACUAUUUGCCAGGGUCGGAUCUAAAAAUGGGGUGGCGGUUCAACAGUUUCGAUAAUAUAAAUAGUCUAAUCGCCUGGUUAAUGACGCCUUGUGUCAAUAAAUUAUUGUUCUUUGUGGGUUUUUCCAUUCCGUCAAGCGUUUCACUGGGCCCCGGAAAUAGUGUGCCCUCUGCUAAGGGCGGACCUGGCUGAUGGCCUUAAUUGUGCAAUAUAAUUGUUGAUAGACAUUAUUUUUUUAAAGACUUUCCAUAAAUUUUAAUUGCUGCCGCCGAAAAGUAUGUGAGCACGCAUCAGAUUACUGACUAAGGCAAGUGGCUGAUAAUCCGAUGAGGCGCACGAUUAGAUUGCAUGAGGCGAGAGACUUCAAACUGAAGUGAGUAGUCGCUAUGGUCGGAUGGAUUUACUUGCUUAGCGUAUUAAGCAACUGUGUCAGAAUCAGCUCUGCUGAUAAUGGCUAUUAUACAGCUGGUGUAGUGGAAUUUCGACCAGCUGUUACUGGUGGAAACUCAUCGCAGUUGCUGGAGGAGAAUCUGCUGGCCUAUCUGGCAUUAAUAAAAGAGGCAAAUGGCACAACAGACAUCAUAGUAUUUCCCGAGGCAACCCUCAAUACACAACUCCAGUUGACUGCUGUGCCAGAGGCUAACCCAAAUCGAAGCAUAUGUGACGACGAUGGCGUGGAAGACGACAAGGUGGCCCCGUUUCUCCGGGAGUUGGCUUGUGCCGCUCAAGAGGCUCACACCUAUUUGGUAGUGAAUGUGAAGGAGCGUGAGUACUGCCAUAACGAAUCAUUGUCGUGUCCGUCGCGGGGCUAUAAUAUAUACAAUUCGAAUGUGGUGUUUGAUCGUCGCGGUGCCAUUGUCUCACGAUAUCGGAAAUGGAAUCUAUAUCUGGAGCCCUACACAAAUCGAACUAGUGAACCCGAGUAUGCCACCUUUGAGACGGAUUUCAAUGUGACUUUUGGCCAUUUCAUUUGCUUCGAUAUGCUGUUCUAUGAGCCAGCUCAAAGCCUUGUAGAACGCCUGGGCAUACAUGAUAUAAUCGUCACGAAAAUGUUCAACUCCGAGUUGCCCUUUCUAACAGCCACACAAUUUCAGCAGGCCUGGGCCUGGGGCAACAAUGUCAAUCUAUUGGCAUCCGGUGCCAGUCUGCCGACAUCUGGCAUAACAGGCAGUGGCAUCUAUGCUGGACGACACGGUGCCUUAGCUCGUCUUAUGGUGGCCAAUCAAACGGAAGGAGAACGAAAGCUUUUGCUGGCUCGUGUGCCCAUAUGGUCAGCCGAAGCUGAUCCCGUUGUGGACCUGGACUCUGUCGAGCAUCUUUUGCAAAAUGAUUUACCAUUACUUCAGCAGCAAUCAAUUCUUGAUUUCUCCAGCGAUCUUCUGCCGCUGUUUCCCGGAUUAGUCGAAUGGUAUUCUCAAAAGUAUUAUGCCGAUCUGUUCUGUGAAUUUAACAUAUCGAUGUUUGUGAAUGGAAACCGACCCCCCAAAUAUUACUAUCGAGUAGUUGCACUAAUGGAUCGGCGUAGAUAUGAAGAGGAGCAGUAUAGUCUGAUAAGGGUUUGUGCCCUAUACGCCUGCCGUAAUUCCAGUGUCGAGUCCUGCGGCAUGCUGAAUGAAGAGACAGACAGGGAAAUGGUUGAGUUCCAAGCAGUACGGAUUAGAGGAAAUUUUGUUCAACGUAAUCGCCGAUUACUUAUGCCGAAUUCGCUGACAGAGUCACUUUAUGCCCUUCAGCCAACCGAUAUGACAUGGCUCCAAGAGGAUCGUAGUAAUGGCACAACUUGGGCGGAAGUGGAACUAACGAAGCCCCAGGAAUUAUUAGCCUUUGGCAUCUAUGGCAAUUACUUUGAUGAAGACAAUCAGGAAGACAAUGACAAGGGAACAGGCACGACGAAACAUUCAAGCAAAAGUUUAGUCUUAAUACUUUUACUGUCUAUUUCUAUUUUUAUUAAUUAAAAGAGAAUUCUAUGAAAGUAAUACCAAAAAAAUAAACUGAGACUAGACGAGAUUAAGUCCUUUAGCCAUGUAUGUUCAUGCGUUUAUCGGGAUCAGUACAAACUCAUCAUAGAUCGUCCUUGAGAAAUUUCAUAAAGGUUGAAAACUCGAAGGAACAAACUUAAACUGCGUGGCAUAACCCGACAUGUACAUGUAUCCGAUGUAUAUAUAAAACCGCAUUAAGGUAGCCUAGAUAUGUUUGUUUACUUUAGUCGUUGGUAACUGAACUAAGUCCCGAGAUGUAUAAACCAAUAUGAAUUAAAAGUUUCAGACGACUUAAUUAACCUUUGAUUUCCAUGAUUAUAAUACCAUUUGAGUGCCAUAUGAGGAUAUAUAUCCUGAUUAAAGAACAAAGCAUGACCCGUUUCCAGUGUCAGGAGUGGCAAAAGCUACGUCCCCGCACCCCUUGAGAAGUCCGACGUAUUAAAGUAUGCGGUUUUUUGGAUCCAACAUAUAUAUGUACCUACAUGUAUGUACAUGUCUUGUUUUUUAAAACAAUAUUCUAUCAAUUAUUGAGAUUGUA
Molecule: messenger RNA, 3285 nt
Organism: Drosophila willistoni
Lineage: Eukaryota; Metazoa; Arthropoda; Insecta; Diptera; Drosophilidae
Product: vanin-like protein 3
Exons: 2
Coding region: 1155-2723 (522 amino acids)
Molecular function (GO): hydrolase activity, acting on carbon-nitrogen (but not peptide) bonds, in linear amides
Source: RefSeq, a predicted model, not a curated record